GCUUGCUCAAUGUAAGUUCAGGGUAAGUUCAGGAGCGCGAUUGGAUCUGCGCAUGGCUGUGUUCCAUCAAAGUGCUAUGAACGAAUUGUCUCUGAUCUAUCGGGCCAAGUUGCGAGAUCCCACCAUUCCAAACGUUGAAGAUAUGGAGUGUGUGAAGGAAGCGUGCCGUGAGUUGGUUGGGAUCCUGGGUGUGUGGUGCGCAACCAAGCCCAUUGCUGAUUUGGGCACUGCAAUUAUACAAGUCAGCGCCAAAGAAGAGCUGGGCGCAGACGAGUUUGAUGGUCGCAUCACGCAUCAGUCGUUGGCGCCCACUGCAGACCGGACCAAUUUGAUGACUCUGUCUUAUCUGGGGCGAGAGAAGCGCGAUGUAUUGUUCCAGAGCCUCCGCCUGGCUGAGCGCAUUCUGUCUAAUUGGCUGUGGUCCGAUGCCAUUCUCCAAGACCGAGGUCUCCACGACACAGUGAGUGAUUGUGUGAGGGUUUUGCGAGAUGCACAGGCCUGUCUUUAGGGCAGCUGAAACCAAACCGA
Messenger RNA from Durusdinium trenchii, 528 nucleotides. Lineage: Eukaryota; Dinophyceae; Suessiales; Symbiodiniaceae. The record is from the annotation of a GenBank genome assembly.